Molecule: messenger RNA, 6621 nt
Organism: Copidosoma floridanum
Lineage: Eukaryota; Metazoa; Arthropoda; Insecta; Hymenoptera; Encyrtidae
Gene: mon2
Product: Mon2 homolog, regulator of endosome-to-Golgi trafficking
Source: RefSeq, a predicted model, not a curated record
CGAACGUGAGCUGAGUGCUUUUGUAUGUGCAUGGUGUGUCAGAGGACCUGUUGGGGUUUUACGUUUGACUAGAACUAAAGGAGUCUGUCGUCCAAAAUAAUAAGUUUUAUUAACACACACUAAAUUUGACACUUUAACUGAGUGACAGUAGGUAUACAAUGCUGUAGCACGGCGGCAAUAUGGUUCGUAUCCUACCAGAUUGUCGUGAUACAUACUUUCACCCUGCUUGGAUGGUGAUGAAUAAAUAAAAAAAUUAGUUUGCAACGGAGAGUUAACAAAUAAAGGAAAAUCAGACGGAAAAAGGUGCACGGAUAUCAGGUGUGUGUGUGUGUGUGUGUGUGUGUGUGUGUGUGUGUGUGUGUGUCGAAUGCUGUGUGAUUUAGUGCGUGCAGUGCACUAGUGCAGUACAGAGGGGUAAUGAUGUCAGGUCAGGCUGUUGGUCCUGGCCCUCAGGAGAACUAUACCAAGUUAUUUGAGUCGUUACAGGCUGACCUUAAGACCCUGGCCUCGGAGACUAAAAAGAAGUACCCACAAAUCAAAGAGUCAUGUGAAGAAGGAAUAAGCAAGUUAAAACAAGCAUCCUCGUCCAAUCAACCAGUUCAAAUUUAUUAUGUUGUGAAUCAAAUUCUUUAUCCUCUAGUUCAAGGUUGUGAAAGCAAAGAUGUAAAAAUCAGUAAGUUUUGUCUUAACACAAUGCAAAGACUGAUAACCCAGCAGGCGAUUGAUCAAAAAGGAGCUAGGUAUAUCACGGAUGCUUUGAGGACUUUGAUAAAAGCAGGUAUUGAAGAAGUUAAAGUUUUGCAAACAGUAACAUUGCUGCUCACAAGUAAUUCAUUAGUUCAUGGGGAAACACUUGCAAGGAAUCUGGUACUUUGCUUUCGUCUGCACUUUACCAAAGAUUCAACAACUAUAAAUACAGCUGGAGCCACUGUCAGACAGUUAGUUUCUCUGGUAUUUGAGCGAGUUGUAGCUGAAGAUGAAGAGUAUUCUGACCAACAAGUGCAAGAUGAAAGUAAUUUAGAAGAACUUAAAGUGCCUACAAAUCAAGCACCGAAAGGUCUGAGGCCUUGUGCUGCUGAUGCCUUUUUAAUGUUUCAAGACUUAGUUCAAUUAGUAAAUGCAGAUCAACCAUAUUGGUUAAUAGGCAUUACUGAAAUGAGACGAACGUUCGGUCUAGAAUUACUUGAGUCUGUUUUAACAAACUUUACUUCAGUAUUUUUUAAACACCCGGAGUUCAGUUUUCUUCUUAAGGAACGUGUAUGCGCUCUUGUAAUAAAAUUAUUUUCACCUAAUAUAAAAUAUCGAAACUCCGUGCCGGCUUCGAUACAACAAGCCACACCCCUCGACAAACCCUAUUUUCCCAUCAGUAUGAGACUGUUGCGAGUUGUAGCAAUCUUGGUUCAAAAGUAUCAUUCUCUACUGGUCACGGAAUGCGAAAUUUUUUUAUCCUUGAUAGUUAAGUUUUUGGAUCCCGAGAAACCAUCAUGGCAGCGAGCAUUAGCUCUGGAAGUUUUGCACAAAAUGACAGUUCAAGCUGACUUAUUGACAAGUUUCUGUAAUUGCUAUGACUUAAAACCGCAUGCCACUAAUAUAUUUCAGGAUAUAGUCAACAACUUGGGCGCUUAUGUACAAAGCCUCUUUCUUAAUUUCAAUAUGGCAUCAUCUAACACAGGAACAGCUGCAACAAUAGCACAAGGCUCUGCUCCGGCAAUGCUAGCUGGUAUGCCAAUAGGACCAGGUGUCACUCCACAGCCCGGCUUCUUUUCAAGAGGCAUUUGGCUUCCAGUUGUAGCGACAUUCACCAGUGGCCAAGCUAAAUCAACAUAUCUCGAAAUGCUGGACAAGGUUGAGCCACCUCAAAUUCCAGAUGGCUAUGGUAUUAGUAUCGCUUACGCCUGUUUAUUGGAUAUAAUCCGCUCGAUCGCGAUGGCUAUAAUGGGACCGCGUGAAGAGGGAGUAGAGCGUCGCUACGAGCCUACAGAAGCUGAUCGCAAGCUCCACGUACAGCUUAUCAACUCAAGUUGGUGUGGCUUGCUGGCGGCGCUUAGUCCAUUGAUUGACGCGAGUACCGAUGAAUCAGCCACUGAGAACGUUCUCAAAGAAAUUCAGACGUUUGCCUCGCUCUGCGGACUACUCGACCUUCACACGCCUCGCGACGCUUUCAUCACGGCCAUCUGCAAAGCUUCUCUGCCACCACAUUAUGCGCUUACGGUACUAUACAGCGCGCCUCAGGGUAUACCCAGUGGACCAAGACAGCUACCACAGCCGGAUGCCAUUGGUGUGGGAGGAUCAGGUGGGCAAUACAACCCGGCAAAUCUUGGUGAACCAGAUUACAGGCAACAGGUCGUUGCUGUCGGUACACCGCUUCCUACCGCAUCCCUCCCAAUCGGUGCUCAACAAGGCCCGGUUAUGCUGACAGUAAAGAAUCUUCAGUGCAUGCGUGCCCUGCUCUUACUAGCCCAUUGUCACGGCAGUAUUUUAGGCACCGCGUGGCACCUGGUGCUCACGACAUUGCAGCAUCUCGCUUGGAUACUCGGGCUCAAACCGUCGACUGGUGGCUCUUUAAAGGCCGGGCGUACCGCUGCCGACUCCAACGCUAUGCUAACCACGGCCGUUAUGGCCGAUCUGCCGGUCCUCAGUGCUAUGCUCAGCCGAUUGUUCGAGAGCAGUCAGCAUCUCGACGAUGUGGCACUUCAUCAUCUCAUCGACGCGCUUUGCAAGCUCAGUCAAGAAGCCAUGGAACUUGCUUACACGAAUAGAGAACCGUCACUAUUUGCGGUAGCCAAACUCUUGGAAACUGGCCUUGUUAAUUUACCGAGAGUAGAAGUCUUGUGGAGACCACUGACGAACCAUUUGUUAGAAGUGUGCCAGCAUCCACAUAUCAGGAUGAGAGAAUGGGGUGUUGAAGCGAUUACGUAUUUAGUUAAGGCGGCUCUUCAGCAUAAAUAUCCUCAGCCACUUCGAGAUAAUCAAAAACUGCAAACUCUACUCUUAGGACCACUGUCAGAAUUAUCCUCGGUACGACAUGCAGACGUUAGACAAAGGCAGUUAGAAUGUGUCCUACAGAUUCUUCAUGGCGCCGGUGAGACAUUAUUCUAUGGUUGGCCUCUGGUGCUUGGAAUCAUCGGAGCAGUUUCAGAUCAUCAUGGAGAAAACUUGGUUCGCGUAGCGUUUCAAUGCUUGCAGCUCGUAAUAACGGAUUUUCUACCUGUGAUGCCAUGGAGGUGCCUUCCAUUGUGUGUUGACACUGCAGCCAAGUUUGGCUCUCAAACUCAAGAGCUGAACAUCUCGCUUACUGCCGUUGGUCAAAUGUGGAACAUAAGUGAUUACUUUUAUCAAAACCAAGAAAAAAUUUGCGCCUCCCUGCGGGGUGACUCGGCCUCGGUAUUCCCCGAUUUUCCAGGCACAACGAAUAUGCCAGCCUUUGAUAAGCUCUGGAUGUGCUUGUACGCGCGACUUGGGGACCUCUGUAUCGAUCCGCGACCUGCAGUACGAAAAUCUGCUAGUCAAACGUUAUUCUCGACUAUUUCGGCGCAUGGAAGUCUAUUGAAUCAGCCAACGUGGCAAGCAGUACUCUGGCAAGUUUUGUUUCCACUGUUGGACAAAGUGAGGAGUUUGUCAAGUUCGGCCAGUAAUGAAAAGGUCGAUACAUCUGGCAAUAUUCUUAUACACCACUCUAGGAAUACAGCACAGAAGCAAUGGGCAGAAACACAGGUACUAACAUUGAGCGGCGUUGCAAGGGUUUUCAAUACGAAACGCCAGCUACUGCAAUCGCUCGGUGACUUUCCUCGCGCAUGGUCGCUUCUACUGGAAUUCAUCGAAAAUUCUGCUUUGAGCAAAAAUAACGAAGUGUCCCUGGCUGCUUUAAAAUCCUUCCAAGAGAUCCUGUACCUUCCAAAAAGCACUGAAAUUACUGAUCCUACGCAAUUUGAGGAUUCCGAAGCUUUGUGGAUCGUCGCUUGGCGUAUUUGGCUGAGCAUUGGCUUAGAAAGCACGGCACCUCCACAGGAAACUGAAAUUGAACCUUACAUUCCGUCACAAGCAUUCCUGACUGCACUCGUCCAAAUAUUUCCCGCCGUCUAUCAACAUGUAAAAAAUAAAUUUUCCGCAACCGACUUGCAAAAUCUGUGCCUCGUUUUGAAAAAUGCCGUUGCCAUACCAGUACACAGUGAAUCUACGCCGUUCGUAUUGCCCACUGUUCCAGAUGUUGUAUUAACUCAAUUGCAAGAUGGUGUACUUCACUCUAUGGAAUUGCUUCAAAAAGAAUCAUUGUCAACGCCUGAAAAUCUAAAAAGUAUGAUUAGCCCAAUUUUUAUACAGCUCCUGUAUUUUUCAAAACUCGCUUGUGAGGCGCCGACGUACGGCAAAAUUUCUACAAAGCAUAUCUCCCAAGUCAGAGGCAUAUCUGCCGAUUGGGUUACCAUGAACUACGUGCCUUUUGGAGAAAAAGCUUUGUCUAUGGUUGUUAACUUGUAUCAAAAGACCGCGCAUGAGAUGGCUGUAAUCGAUGCUCAGAUCCUGAAGCACAUAAUCGAAACACUACAUAUUCCUUUGGCUAUGAAAUACUCUUGCCCUUUGCAAACAACGUGGAAACUAGCCGUGACGAGUCUUUUAGCUAUUUUACACGUAGGAUUACCAUUGGCAAGAAACUAUCCGGAUCACUUUCAAAACAUGUGGCCUAAGCUCGCAGAUACCCUCGACCAUUUUCUAUUUCCUUCUAGUGUAAUGAAUACAGAUAGAGGCGCUGAAGAAAUCCAGGCUGACGAAGCUGUUGACUGCCAAGUAAUGGAACUUUUACGAGAUGAAGUAUUGCCGCACUCGCAACAGAUUCCUCAUCAGUUUAUACUACGAGUUGUUAUGUUGUUAAACAAAGGUUCUAUUCACUCAGCCACAUCAAACAUUGCAGAGAAGAAUGGUGAACCGAAGCUGCGGGAAGAAUUCGCAAAAACGUGCUUUGAAACCCUUCUUCAAUUUUCUCUGCUCGACGGUCUUAACAACGAAAUCGAAAGCACGGCUGAAAGUCUCACAGAAGAAGACGAGGGUGGAGUAGCUGGUCGUUUAGCAGUCACAGCACUACUGCACCGAUUUCAGGAGGUACUCAAGCGCUAUAUUGAUGAUGAGCGCAGAAGUGGCAAGUGCCCGCUACCCAGGUACAGGUUGUCAGAGAUAUCGUUUGUGCUCAAAGCCGUUGCAACCCUCGUUGUUUCGUUGAAGAAGGCACCUGCCAACAAAGUGGAGCGCUCGGUAUGGGAGCAGCUGAUCGGUCUCUACCCUUGUCUCGUCGAAUGUACCGUGGCAACAGCGUCGAGUCAGGUGUCGCGUUCUCUGAGAGAGGCGCUCAUGCAGUACCACGAUCUCCUCCGACCACCAUUUGUCAGCAAUCCACCUGCCUCGAACGGCGUCUGACCCAAGUCGUAUCAUAAUCACCACUUGGAGAGCAGCAAUUGUAUCUAAUCAGGCUUUAUGUGUAUAACGAUCGAAAGGAUGGAUAACUCGUCAACGAAUCUAAGAUUUGUGAAUUUAGGAAAGUAGUAAAAUACAUCGUUGAAUUUUUGUUAUGACAGAGUUUGAAAAUUUUUUGAGUUUUACUUUGGGAGAAAGUGGGUAGGUAGCAGUAUUUUCGUAGCGAACAGUAGGCGAUGGUUCAUGUACAAGUCGUGUAUUUUAAUUUGCAAGGCACGCUAUCAGUCUUGAAGACAAACGAAUCAUUGAUUCUUCAAAAUAAAUUUUAAGGUUCGCAGACCUUACAUUUUUAAUAUAUUCUUGUUCUAGAUAAAUUAUGAUUCCUCUUUUACAGUUACCUACUCAGCGUAAAGUUUUUUAAAAAUAAUUCAUAAUCAUCACUUAUUGUUAUCAACUCAAAGAUAAAAUAAUCUUUAAUAUAAUCAACUUCCUUUCUAAUAUUUUUAUCGUGUGAUAUUGUGUUAGUACAAGUUUUUUUUUUUUUUUUUUUUUUUUUACUAUGCUUGCACUUGAAUUAAGCACUAUAGCGUGUGUUUAAAUACGUCGUGUGCCCGAGGGUGAAAAAAAAUGAGACGGAAUAUUCAAAGCUAAAUCGCAGCUAAGUUUGUCAAUUUUUUUCUGCUGCUGCUUUUUUUCGUAUUCAGAUAAAUUAGCGCACAGCAAGAGAAGCAAAAUAUAUCCUAAAUCAAUAGACGGUAUAUAUGCGAUACCGCCAAGAAGACGAAGGUUCGGACAUCGAUGCCCCAAGGCAUAAAUGAUAUGUGCUAUGUAAGCAUUCGAAGGGAAAAAGAAAAAAAAAACAAGGAAAAAGUGAGAAAUAACUCAUCGUCGUAUAUAAAUCAUCGAGACUCUAAUUGUAAAUACGAUACAUAAUAUAAUGAAAUAUCCAUACGAAAAUAGUGCGCUAUGGCACCCUCGUUUAUAGUUAUAUAUAGAUAUAUACUUUUUAUUCUGUGUGUACAUAAUGAUCGAACGAACUUACAAGAUACAAUGAAUAAAAAAAAAGUUUAAUAUCAUAUGUAGAUGAUUUUAUAAAUAAAAGAAGAAAAGACACAAAAAAAAUCUGCCUGUAUUAUCAUACCGUGUUCAUGAGGUAAAUGCACGAAUGCAAAUCACGAGUAAAGAUGCUGUAAUAAUGUAUAUAUAAAUCAAUGAUUA